AUGAGUAAGCGGGAGAGUUAUCUUAAUCUUCCUCGGAUGCUUCUUAGAGUUCUGCUGGUAGAAGCAGACGACUCCACUCGUCAGAUCAUUGCUGCUUUGCUUCGUAAAUGCAAUUACACAGUUGCUGCUGUCCCUGAUGGUUUAAAGGCAUGGGAGACAUUAAAAGGGGGAACUGACAAGAUAGACCUCAUAUUGACGGAAGUGGAGUUGCCAUCGAUCUCUGGAUAUGCGCUUCUCACCUUAAUUAUGGAGCAUGACAUUUGCAAAAAUAUUCCAGUUAUCAUGAUGUCGUCUCAUGAUUCAAUUAGUGUGGUCUUGAAAUGCAUGUUAAAAGGCGCUGCUGACUUUCUCAUUAAGCCUGUGAGGAGGAAUGAGCUGAAGAACCUAUGGCAGCAUGUUUGGAGAAGACAAAUGCAAACUGCUGGGCAUGUUCCUCACAAUAGAACAGCUGCAAAACGCGAAGUUGAAGCCGUCUCUGAAAACAAUGCUUCAAGCAAUCAUUCGAGUGAUUGUCUGACUUCUACCAAGAAAAUAAAUGAAUGCAGUCAGAAAGGAAGUGAUGCUGAAAGCUCUUGUACAAUGCUUUACUUGGAAGCUGAGGAUGCAUACGUGGAAAAUAUGCAGGGUUUGUCACAGAUAAAUUUUGAAAGAGCAUCAUCUGAUGAAAGCAAUAUAGCAAGGCAUGAAGCAUGUGGAGAAUUAGUUGAGAAAUUGCUUAUGUCUAAUAAUGAAACAGGAGGAAAAUCAAGUGUGUCUGGAUCAGAUGUUGCUUCAUGCAAUGAACGUUAUAGUACAACUGGACUCAGAUCGGGAGAAGACCAUACAUUGAAUAAAAAUGCAGGUGUGUGUCUAGAAAGUUAUGGAGACUACAGAAAUAUCAUUGGUGAGAAUGACCGUGCACUGAUGAACUUGUUGAGCCCUCAAGUGAAGCCAUUGACUUGA
Molecule: messenger RNA, 942 nt
Organism: Ilex paraguariensis (yerba mate)
Lineage: Eukaryota; Viridiplantae; Streptophyta; Magnoliopsida; Aquifoliales; Aquifoliaceae
Source: the annotation of a GenBank genome assembly